This is a messenger RNA of Lingula anatina, 1009 nucleotides long. RefSeq lists its product as uncharacterized. The record is from RefSeq and is a predicted model, not a curated record. NCBI's taxonomy places the organism in Eukaryota, Metazoa, Brachiopoda, Lingulata, Lingulida, Lingulidae. Gene Ontology annotation, molecular function: sequence-specific DNA binding.
UAGAGUAGAGGAUACGCUUUCUUCCAUUCAGGGAUGCCUAAUUUAUGUCGAUGAAAAAAAGGAAAAGUUUUAUUCGACCAAAGAAGCGCCGAUAAAAGGAAAGCAGUAAAUAAAGAUGCUUAAGAUUUCAAGGCUGGAUAUCAACCUGCCUGCAGACCUAGUUCAGACAUGUGCUGGUGUGAGGGAGAGCCAGCUCUGCAAGUUUAUUGCAACAAACAGUCAGGGAGAGUUUCAGCACAGCAUUGAGGUGCGUGGCAAGCAGAACAAUGUGAUCUCACUGGAGCUUUCUAACCUGUCAAUCUCCUUCCAAGAUGGACACUUUGUGGCUGAAGUAGAGCAGGCACUGAAAGUGUUUCAGGGAAGAUCAGAGACUGAGAAUGAGGCUGUUAUUCCAGAUGCCCACGUCACCAGCAGUCAAAAUGCAGAACUGGAGAGCAGUCACUCAGACAGUGGUCAACCACCUGACCAGGUGACCCCUCAAGACCAUUAUGUAAGUCAAGUUCCCAUGGCGACAAAUGUUACACAGGGCCAUCAACCUACUCCCGAGCCUUCUCCUCGGAGAUUAUUUAGAAAUAUUUCUAGGAAAAGACCUGCUGAAACUGUCACAAGUGGUGCAAUGAAAUUCCCAAGAAUUAUCCAAGAGGAGAGACUGCUAAGUUUAACAUCAGGCACAACUACCACAGCACUGACACAACAAACACAUUCGGACACAAAACAGACUGAGGAAGUCAGUGUAGAGGAGUCUAGGCAUGAUAUUGUUGAAGUGAAGGUAGAAACUGAUGAUGAUGAUUAUGAAGACUUAACUGGUGCUAUUGAUGACAGUACAGGUGACAGUGCUAAUAAGCCGUCAUCUUCGUACAUUCACAGUGUUCCCAUGGUGUCACAAGCACUAGCCUCACAACACGUUGUAUUAGGACACAGUUCUUCAUCCACUGGGCACCACACUGGUCAGCACACAGCAGUCCAGCACAGUGGUCAAGCCACAGCCAGAAGACAAGAACAGGUAAAG